CCAAUAGGAGAGCGGCAGCCGCGGCUGGCGCCUGCUGCGUCGCUUCCUGCUCCCCGGUGCCCGCCCGUCCCGCGCGUCGGGCGGCCUCGCUCGCGGAAUUAUGGAUCCAAGCCUGCUAAAGGAACGAGAGCUAUUCAAAAAACGAGCGCUCUCCACUCCUGCUGUAGAAAAGCGUGCAGCACCCUCGUCUGAGUCUACAUCUUCCAAAAAGAAAAAAGCCAAACUAGAGCAGGGUGGAUCAUCAGGCUCAAAACAAAACACAGACCACAGCAAUGGGUCAUUUAACUUGAAAGCCCUUUCAGGAGGCUCUGGCUACAAGUUUGGAGUCCUUGCUAAGAUAGUGAAUUAUAUGAAGACGCGGCACCAGCGUGGUGAUACACAUCCAUUAACUCUAGAAGAAAUUUUGGAUGAAACGCAACACUUAGAUAUUGGACUCAGGCAGAAACAAUGGUUAAUGAGUGAGGCUCUAGUCAGCAAUCCCAAAAUAGAAGUUAUAGAUGGGAAAUAUGCUUUCAAACCUAAGUACAAUUUGAAAGAUAAAAAGGCUCUGCUCAGACUCUUGGACAAGCAUGACCAGCGAGGACUGGGAGGAAUCCUUCUGGAAGAUAUUGAGGAAGGACUACCCAAUGCACAGAAAGCCAUAAAGGCUUUAGGGGACCAGAUCACCUUUAUUACUCGUCCUGAUAAGAAAAAAAUCCUUUUCUACAAUGACAAGAGCUGUCAGUUUACAGUAGAUGAAGAAUUUCAGAAGCUGUGGAGGAGCAUUCCUGUGGAUUCUAUGGAUGAGGAGAAAAUAGAAGAGUAUCUGAAACGACAGGGUAUUUCUUCCAUGCAGGAAGCUGGACCAAAGAAAAUAGCUCCUAUUCAGAGGAGGAAGAAACCUGCUUCUCAGAAGAAACGGCGGUUUAAGACUCACAAUGACCAUUUGGCUGGAGUACUGAAGGAUUACUCAGAUGUUGUUCCUGGCAAGCAGUGAAGUUUGGUUCUGGAACAAACAUGCUUUUUUAUACAGGCUCUUCGUUGCUGGAGUUCAAUGUUUGCUUGAAGACUGACUGUAUAUAGUAAUGUGAUGUGUCCCCAUCCCUGCAACCGUCAAGCUGAAACAGUUCUGUUUAAGAGCAAGUACAAAUUACCAAAUGUAGAGUUUUAUUUUAAUUUAAUUAGCUAACGAGAACUGUGACUUUGUAAGAGGUCUGGAAGGACAGCCUCUUGCCACUAGCGGGUAAAAGACGCGGAGCAUGUUAACCUAGAGCUCCUGGUAAUGCUUCACUGUGCUUCUCAAUGAUUUAAAGGGGAUUUUUCUCAUAUUGCUUUAGAGUUUGCAGGUUUGCAGGUAGAGGUGAAUACAGUAUUUAUUUGAUUUGUUCCAAGAGAACAUACAUCAUUGCAGGAGCAUUUGUUUAAAGAGGCAAGUGCAUUCACAGUGUGUAUAUUUCUUCUUUGCUUUGCCAUUGAGCUUUAAUGAAAGUUGAUGUGGUCUGAGGCUUUGGCAUGGAAAUACACCAGCAGAAUUCCCAUCAGGCUGCGUGCUGGAAAUGGGGCUGCAGCCUCACAAUGCUAACCAGAAAUUGCCCUCGGGAUACAGCUGAUGACAUUGUGGUGGAGGCACAUGCAUUGCAGAAUUCUGUGUUAUGGGUUAAAAGGGUCAGACGAGAAAUACAAUGACAAUGUAUUACUAAAAGGGACAGGUGUUUUUUAAAAAUAAAUCCUAUAAAGCUGG
Gopherus flavomarginatus (Mexican gopher tortoise) is the source of this 1720-nucleotide messenger RNA. RefSeq names its product general transcription factor IIE subunit 2 (gene GTF2E2). Bases 101 to 976 code for a protein of 291 amino acids. Lineage: Eukaryota; Metazoa; Chordata; Testudines; Testudinidae. The record is from RefSeq and is a predicted model, not a curated record. Gene Ontology annotation, biological process: transcription initiation at RNA polymerase II promoter. Gene Ontology annotation, cellular component: transcription factor TFIIE complex. The transcript has 8 exons.